Molecule: messenger RNA, 1437 nt
Organism: Fopius arisanus
Lineage: Eukaryota; Metazoa; Arthropoda; Insecta; Hymenoptera; Braconidae
Gene: Catsup
Product: Catecholamines up
Exons: 3
Coding region: 237-1412 (391 amino acids)
Biological process (GO): zinc ion transmembrane transport; intracellular zinc ion homeostasis
Cellular component (GO): membrane
Molecular function (GO): zinc ion transmembrane transporter activity
Source: RefSeq, a predicted model, not a curated record
UAUCGUCUCUGCUCGAGAAUUUCUUGUGGACACGUUGAUCUCGUCAGUGCACGUCAGUGCACCGGUGACAAAUAAUCAGUAAAUCAUUAUCAAAGCUUCAAUCACCCAAAAAAUUCACCUUGACUAUCCGACAUCCCCAUAGGGAUUCCACAACUCCAGGGAAGUGAUGCAAAAAUCAUAAAUAAGCCCCAGGUAAAUAAAAAAAAAAGCACAACAAUUACCAAUUGUCCACAACAAUGGGUAGAGAAAACGUGGAACUCUCUUCAUCUCCCUCGAAACACACAAUUUGGAUAAAAAUUGCUGUAGCAGCAAUUAUCUUGAUUAUCUUCCUGAAUUUGCCACUGAUCUGUGAGUCUCAAGGACACCAUCACCACGAGGGGCAUCAUCAUCACGAUGAUCACGAUCAUCACGAUCAUCCCCACGAGCCAGCGAGUUUCAAGUACUCCAGACAAGCAAAUGAUCCAUCAAUUAAAAAUCCCCACGAAAAUCAUCACCACGACCACGAGUUCAUCAAGAAGUCAGAGCAGAUGAGACCUGGGGAAGAGGGAAGUGUGAUGUUGAAGGCCAUGGGAUCGACCCUCUUGAUAUCAGCAGCUCCAUUUGUCCUUCUGUUCUUCGUUCCCCUGGACAACACCAAGGAACGCCAGCCCCUCCUGAAGAUACUCCUGAGUUUUGCCUCUGGUGGACUCCUAGGGGAUGCCUUUCUCCACCUCAUACCCCAUGCCCUUGUGCCCCACUCCCAUGGACACGAUGAUCACCAUCACGAUCAUCACGACCAUCACAAAGGAGAGCAUCAUCAUCAUCACGAUAUGACUGUUGGUCUCUGCGUUCUCCUGGGUAUCGUCGUCUUCCUCGUCGUGGAGAAGGCUAUCAGACUGAUGAAAGGCGAUCAUGGACACUCCCAUUCCCAUUCCAAGGCGGAGGGCAAGGGGAAGGAUGUCAAGGCCAAGGAACAACCUGGAGAAAUUAAAAUCGCUGGUUAUCUCAAUCUUGCUGCUGAUUUCCUUCACAAUUUUACUGAUGGUCUUGCCAUUGGGGCUAGUUAUCUUGCUGGGGAGAGCAUCGGCUACAUCACGACUGUUACUAUUCUUCUUCAUGAGGUACCACAUGAAAUCGGUGAUUUCGCCAUUUUAAUUCAGAGCGGCUGCAGCAAACGAAAGGCAAUGCUGUUGCAAUUGACAACAGCUGUUGGUGCUCUAUGUGGUACCUAUGUUUCGCUUCUUGCUGAGGGAAUGGGUGAUUUGGCGACAGCUUGGAUCCUCCCAUUCACAGCUGGAGGUUUCAUCUACAUAGCGACAGUGUCCGUAAUUCCAGAGCUCCUGACAGACACAAAAUUCUGGCAAUCAGUCAAAGAAAUAAUUGCUCUGCUCCUCGGGGUGUACAUGAUGGUGUUAAUUGCUGAGUACGAGUGAUAUUAUUUGGAGUGAGAGGAAUAAU